CAAGGACUCCGAGAUGAUGAGGUGUUGUGGUGGUGGUGGUGGUCGCAAACACCUCCUCACCAUCAACAUCAACAGCACCACUUGUUCUGCCAUCAUGACCGCUUGUUCUGCCAUCCCCACCAUGGUGUUGUUUGCGUUGCUGCUGCUGCUGUCGCCGGUGGCUGCGGCGUGUGAGUGCGAUGCGGGUGCAAGGACGACGAUGCUUGAUUGCUCGAACCAAGGCCUGACUGCGCUGCCCACAGGCGUUUUGCGGCAGUGCCCCAAGCUGCGCCAGCUGGACGUGAGCGACAACCAGCUGACCUCGCUUGACUGGACUGAGUUCCCUGCCGGGGAAGCGCAGUUGACCGCGCUGGAGACGCUCGUGCUUUCCAACAACAAGAUCACGCGCGUGAUUGGCACCGCAACACAAGUGGUCCUGCCCGCGCUCACGACAAUGGACCUGAGCUACAACCAGCUGUCCGACAUGGAGGCGGCCGCGUUUCAGCACGCCGUGCCCAAGCUGGCGUCCCUUGACCUCAGCAACAACAACCUGCGAGCUGUCUCCGCCGCGUGGCUGCAGCACCUCCCAGAUUUGGAAGGCUUGUCCCUGAGCGCAAACAACCUCACACACCUCAACGGCAACCCGUUUGUUCACCAGACGCGCCUGGCCCAGCUCGAUCUGCGCCAAAACCGCAUCAGCGUCCUCGCUGCAGGCUACUUCAAGGGCCUCUCCAGCUUGGACCAGCUCCUGCUCAGCGAGAACGCCAUCGCUACCCUGCCGGCGGACGACGUGUUUGUGGGCAUGCCCGUGCUGAAGGGCCUCAACCUUCGCGGCAACCUCCUGCACUCCCUCAACGCGUCCACCUUCAGCGGCAGCCUGGCUGCAUCGCUGCAGGAGCUCGACUUGUCACGGAACCGCUUUGCCACCACCGCCACCAUCGUGGACGUCCUGCGCACGCUGACGCUGCUGUCCUCCAUCGGCCUCGCUGGCAACCGCCUUGACGCCGUUACGGCCGCGUUUAUCGGUGCCAUGCCCGCGCUCACCGACCUCUCCCUCAACAGCAACCGCAUCACGGCGCUGCCUGCAAACGUGUUCGCUUCUGCAGGUCCGGGUCUGCGGUUUGUGGAUCUCGCCAACAACGCCAUCCCAGCGCUGCCGGAGAACGUGUUCAGGCCCGUGCGCCGCCUGACCAGCCUGCGUGUUGCAGGCAAUCGUAUCACCUCCGUCCCGCCAACCGUGUUCCGGGGGCUCACCCAUCUCCAGGGCAUCGACCUCAACUUCAACAUGCUCACCUCCCUGCACGAGGAGACGUUUCGCGGGCUGUCGCAGCUUGUUGGACUGUACGUCAACAGCAACCGCCUGUCCGCCCUGCCGCCCACGGUCUUCCAGGGCCUGCCCAACCUCAAAUGGCUGUUCAUGAGCAACAACACCUUCACCACGAUCGACGCGUCCCUCUUCUUCAACUUGCCCGCCCUCAACAUCAUCCUGCUCAACCACAACGCGCUCACGGACAUCACGGGGGACUGGCUGCGCAUCACCAACCUCACUACCAUCGCCCUGCACAACAACAACUUUGCCACCGUCUCUGCUCCCCUCAGCGCACUCUUGCAGCACGAGCGCACACAGAUGUUCAGCAUGCUGCACAACCCGUCCGUGUGUGUGCGCGGGCUCGACCCCGACACCCGCGCCGUCGUUCUGCGAUGUGAUUGCGCAGAGGGCUACUUUGGCACGAGCACGUGCACGCCGCUGAGCGAUGUGGUUGUGUUCCGCACCAUCUUCUCGGCACAGGCCGGUAUCAUCCUGGAGAACAAGCGACUGCAAGGUGGUGAGUUCACAGCAGACCUGAGCAACCUCCCAUCCACCCCCGAGCAGGGGCCCAACCUGUUUCCCUUCAACCUCACCCUCGUCACCAGCAGCGGUGGCAGUGACACUGGUAGCGAUGGUAGCGAUGGUGGCAAUGGUGGUGUUGAUGGAGAUGGUGGCAGCCAAGGACCUUCCUCGGCAACAACAACAACAACAACAACAACAACAGCAGCAGCGGUGACGACCUCGCACGUGACCGUUGAGCUGCCUGUUGUGCUGUCUGCGUUUGCCGUGCAGGGCCAGGUGUUACCUGAUGCUGUGGACUUCGACGCUCCCGUCCCCGCCCGCGAUGUUGUCUUGGACACCUUGGCUGUGAACCAGCCGCUGCCCUUCGUGGACUUGGACGUGCAGCCAAACCCGUACAUCCCCACCAAUAUCACCUUCGCCGUGCAUGGAGAAUUGCCUGCAGGCAUCGCCAACACGACGCGCGCGGACGGCUGGCUGGAGGGCACGCUGCUUGAGGCGGGCCGGUUUGACUUCACCAUCGUCGGCACGGAUCUGUUCACGCUGGAGAGCAAAGCUGUGGCGCACGUGACCCUUGCCGUGGCCAACUGCGGGCCCUCCACGUGCCUCAACGCAGGAACGUGCGUGAACCACAACCCGGACACACCGGACGACAACGCCUUCCACUGCCAGUGCCGGUCUGCCUUUGCCGGCCGCUUCUGCGAGAAGGACCGCGCCGUUGUGUCGCGCGGUGUUGACCCGGCCCGCCUACGCGAUGGUCUCAUUGGCGCUGCGUUUGCCGCCGCUGCCGUCGUGCUGCUCGCCUGGUGGAUCCAGCGCGAGCGCCUGAAGAAGUCGUACCACGUGUUUGUGAGUUAUCGCCAGGCAACAGAUGCGCCACUUGCUGAGCGGGUGGUGCGUGCGCUUCAGGCAUGCACGGUGGACGGGCAGCCGCUGGUCGUGUUCUGGGACCGGCUCUCGAUUGAGGUUGGCGACAACUGGCAGCUCAAGUUUCUCAGCGGAGUGCAUCGAUCGUGCAUGUUUGUGCCCAUUGUCUCCAACGCCGGCGUGGCAAACAUCGAGCGGGUGAGCGUGUUCGACAGCAAACCAGACAACGUGCUGCUUGAGUACGAGACGGCGCUCUCGCUGCAUCGCAAGCGCCGAAUUGGUAUUUUCCCCCUCUUCGUGCAGGGUGGCGGUGGUGGUGGCGGUGGUGGUAUGAGCAGUGAUGUGGGUGCUGGUAUGAGCAGUGAUGUGGGUAGUCAUCAGGUGGGUGGUGGUGGUGGCGGCGAUGGUGGCGGGGCUAUGAAGCGUGGGUGUGGUGCUGGUGGUGGUGAGCUGUUCAACUUUGACUAUGACCGCUUUCCGAACGGGCCGAGCAAGACGAACAAGAACGUGCCGGUGUGCGAGACAAUGAAGCAGCUGUUUGCCAUCCAGGGCCUCUUUGUUGACAGCGAGCGGGGGCUGAGCGACAGCGACGUCACCACGGUCAUGUCAUACUUCACCAGCAAGGUGUGGAACGGGCGGGGACACAACAAGCAGCAGCCGCGCAAGGAGCAGGGGCUGGGACUGAAGCGCCACUGGCACAGCAACGCCAGCAGAAGCCGGCGGGCACGCGGUGUUGUGGGCGCACUCGUCACGCCCCGUAACUGGCGCCGUGGCCAUGGUGAUGAUGGUGGUAGUGCUGGUGAUGGGGAUGGUAGUGGUGACGCGUGGGUUGGUAAAGGUGUUGGUGUUGAUGAUACUGUUCACACGACAACAGCACCAACAACAACAACGACGACGACGACGCUCACACAGCCACUUCUUGCUGACGAGAGGGUGUAAAUAGGG
Salpingoeca rosetta is the source of this 3619-nucleotide messenger RNA. RefSeq lists its product as uncharacterized. Gene Ontology annotation, cellular component: extracellular matrix. The record is from RefSeq and is a predicted model, not a curated record. Gene Ontology annotation, biological process: signal transduction. The coding region runs from base 14 to 3613 and encodes 1199 amino acids. Lineage: Eukaryota; Choanoflagellata; Craspedida; Salpingoecidae. The transcript has a single exon. Gene Ontology annotation, molecular function: protein binding.